Molecule: messenger RNA, 495 nt
Organism: Clunio marinus
Lineage: Eukaryota; Metazoa; Arthropoda; Insecta; Diptera; Chironomidae
Source: the annotation of a GenBank genome assembly
AUGUGGUGUUCUGAAGUAAAAAAUAAAUUUCUGUUAACACCUCAGACAACGAUUAUUAAGAACAUCGUUUAUGAAAUCAUUCGUGAAUGUGACAAACGAAAUUUCGUGUGUGAAAAGAAAUUUGUUGUAUUUUUGGUUCAUUUAAUAGCAUUGCAAUUCAAAGACGAAUUCGACUGCAACGAAAAACUUGAUCGCAAGUCCAUAGAAGAACUCAUCAGCAUUUGUUUAAAUCACAUCAUUGAUUUAAACGAGACGCCAAUGAACAUAACUCUAAAGAUGCAAGUUUUCUUCAUUGAAAAUUCCAAGUCGUACGAAGAAACCAUAAACGAGUAUCACGAGAAUCUCAGCAAAAAGACGAACAUGUUGGUGAAAGAAAUUAUUGAGAGUCCCGCAAAAGACAAAGAUGAGCUGCUUCUCAUGAAAAAAAAGAUUAUUGUCGACAUAGUUUUACAAACUGCACUCGGAAGUCCCUCAAACCAAGAAGUUAGUUUAUAG